Molecule: messenger RNA, 926 nt
Organism: Etheostoma spectabile (orangethroat darter)
Lineage: Eukaryota; Metazoa; Chordata; Actinopteri; Perciformes; Percidae
Product: phospholipase A and acyltransferase 3
Exons: 4
Coding region: 268-705 (145 amino acids)
Biological process (GO): N-acylphosphatidylethanolamine metabolic process
Cellular component (GO): cytoplasm
Molecular function (GO): A2-type glycerophospholipase activity; glycerophospholipid phospholipase A1 activity
Source: RefSeq, a predicted model, not a curated record
GGGUAAGACAAAGGGGGUAGGGAAAGGGGUGAGAAAGAGAAAUGGGAUUCAGCCUUUAACCUAACAGUUCCUCACACACAACUGGUACAACUGGUUGUAUAAUGUGUACUUUUUGUUUAUAAUCUGUCUGUUUGCAUCUUGUGUUUGACGCUCGUUAUCAGGUGAGCACAUUCGUUUCUGAGCUGGAACUGUAACUGAGGUCACUUAGGUUUCUGUCUCUGGCAGCAGGUUGCUGCUACUCUUACAGAUAGAAGAAGAACUGAAGACAUGGAUCCAGCAAAGUUUGAUGCAAAGCCCGGAGACCUGAUCGAGAUCUCCCGAGGGUUAUACCAGCACUGGGCCCUCUACAUCGGUGAUAUGGAAGUCGUUCAUUUUACCGCUGGAGAUGGUGAUAUUGGCGUGGAGGGCUGGGGAAAGGUGAAGCGGGAGAACAUCUGGAAAGUGGUGGGCAAUGAUAAGUUCCACGUCAACAACUCCCUAGAUGACAAGUACCCGCCUCGUGAGAUCGACAUCAUCGUGAAGGAGGCCAUUGGCAUGGUGGGUCGCAAGCGGUGGUACUCCCUCUCGACUAGCAACUGCGAGCACUUUGUCACAAAGCUACGAAACAACAUGGCAGUGUCUCGACAGGUGGUUGAUGAGGUUCUCAAAGCCCUUGACGUUCUGACUGGGGUCGAGUCCUUUGUUAAAGAUGUCAUUCAUAAAUAAAUAAAGGAGACAACCAAUGAGAGAACCGAGAAGACAAAACAACUGGCAGCAAUGAGACAGCAAGACGAAAGGAAAGAUCCUGCCGUUGUUUGAGUCAGUUAACCUGGCACCGAGUAUGAUUUUAAUGUUGUGAAUAACGUUGGUGUAUUGUUGUCAACACACACACACACACACACACACACACACACACACACACACACACACACACACACACACACACA